Messenger RNA from Cyprinodon tularosa, 14671 nucleotides. RefSeq names its product ATP-binding cassette, sub-family A (ABC1), member 12 (gene abca12). The record is from RefSeq and is a predicted model, not a curated record. The transcript is spliced from 73 exons. Gene Ontology annotation, molecular function: lipid carrier activity; ABC-type transporter activity; ATP hydrolysis activity. NCBI's taxonomy places the organism in Eukaryota, Metazoa, Chordata, Actinopteri, Cyprinodontiformes, Cyprinodontidae. The coding region runs from base 198 to 14063 and encodes 4621 amino acids. Gene Ontology annotation, biological process: transmembrane transport; lipid transport. Gene Ontology annotation, cellular component: intracellular membrane-bounded organelle; membrane.
GGUUAUGAAAUUUAAUCUUUGACUUUUUUUUCAGGAUUUUCUAUUUUCUUUAACAAAGUCCUGAUGGAAAGAGCAUCUUGUUAGGGAUUUACCUCCUGCAGCAAGAUGUCCUUCAUAUUAAGCCUGCGGAAAUCACCUAGAUAGCGAUAAACCUGAAGAGAAUUACAAGAAAAACGGUGCUCAGCCUUCCUGAGCUGAUGGCCUUCUUCAGACAACUGAAACUUCUUCUCUGGAAGAAUGGACUGGGCGUCAUCAGACAGCCGUUAUGGUCCAUUACCCUGAUUACCUGGCCUUUGAUCAUCUUCAUCCUCAUAGCUGUGACUCGUCACCAUUUCACUCCAGUUGUAAAAGAUACAUGCUAUGUUGGACCCCGGAACCUACCGAGCACAGGCUUCUUCCCUUUCCUGCAAACCCUCCUCUGCAACACAGACAGCAAAUGUCACAACACAUCUCGCUUGGCACACUCAGAGGCAUCAAAGUCAUCAAGGGAACGGAGGUCUGCCAAUUUACCAAAGACAUCUCCAUUGGCAAGUCUGAUGCAAGGAAAGAACUUUUUCAGCCAGGCUUUCCCUGAUGACCCUAAAAAUGAUCCUGCAGAAUUGGUUAAGCUCCUGGAAAACAUUGUUGGUUCAUCUACCAGAGCAAAAUAUCAAAAUGUUCAUCUCAUGAAUGCCCUUAACACCUCCUUCCAUGAUCAGGAGGCCAUAAACACAAUCAUGGAGUCAGUGAACGUUUUCAAGAAAGCUAUCUGCACUGUUGCAUUUCCUUUGAUAAACCAAACCUCACCCAACACAAUCAGCAAUGCUAUGGUAACUUUCUGUAAUUCCAACACCACUGCAUUAGAAGCCUCACUUCAAACAAUGAAUAAGAUAUUUGAAGAUCUGCUGCUGACCAGUCCAGAGGAGAUGAUGACAAUGGGGGGACAGAUAGUUGUGCUCUUUGAUCAGCUUCAAAAUGAAACGUCACUGUGGGACACUCUUCUAGCUUUUCCCGAAGUCUUCACUUCUGAUUCUUUUGAUGACAUGCUGAACAACACAAAAACCUUGCUCUCAAACAUGCAGCGCCUUUUGCGUUUCUUCCAAACCAUGUCCCCUGACACUGCUGACUUACUCUAUCAAGUGCAUGCAGUGAUUGAGAACACCAUUGAUGUGAUCCACUAUGUCCAGAACUGGCCUGGAAAAGGUGUUUCGAUAACCCUUGGAGACAUUGUCACGUUAAGGAAUAACUCAGUCAGUGACAUUGUCAAACAAAUUUUACAGGAGGUUGACAUACCUCUGCACCAGGCUGUAGCGCUGAUGUGGGACAAAGAUAUGGUGAACUCCUACUUGUGUGACAGCAGCAACAACACAAUAUGGCUAACAGCAGCAUGCAGUACAGGCACUGUGGACAUGCUCCUGAGCUGGAUUUGUCCUGAAAAGCUGGCAAUGGAGGUCUUCCUGGCAUGGACUAAGCAUGUGGCAGCAGAUGAUGUGUCCUUUGUGAGAGACCUGGUGCAAAGUCUUAUGGGGGUUGCAUCCUCAGGAAAACAGGAUCCCCACAGGUCUAAGCGCAGCAUGGAUGCAGAGCCACAAAGCGACGAGGAAGAACUGUUUUUGGGUGUCACUCAAGCACUGCUAGAGAUCACCAAAAUUGAUCCUGAGCUGGACAUGGUUGUUCACAGAGCUCUCAAAACCAGUUUCCAGUCCAUGAAGGCAACAAGGGUGGCUUUGGUCACUGUACAAAAGGUGAUCGGCAAUGUCAUGGAAGACACACGUAAUCUCCAAAUGAUCUAUCACAUGUUGAUGACGAACCAGUCUGCGGCAGCGGCUUGGUUCAGCCGGGUAGCACUCAGUGUGGUGGAAGUUAUUCAAAAGGCUGUGGAGCAUGAAGAAUGUGAGGAAGUGUUUGAGAGCUUCGAGUGGCUGCUGCCCUCUGAGACAGCAAACAUGAAUGUGUGGAGAUCCAUGUUCUGCCAAAAUAUCUCUGCAUUGAAUACAUCUUUGCUGAUGGACUGGAAUCCUGUAGUACAAAAGGCAGAAGAAGUGUACUUGGUCCUCACAGGCCAGUCAGACUUUAACCUGACACUUUCCAUGAUGCUCUCGGAGUGGAACGAGUUGUACAAUGCCAGCAUGCAAUUUGGAGAAUUUAUGGACAGACUAAUAUCCCAGUUUGGUCAAAAGGGAUGGAUGAACUGGUUCCCUAACCAAUACCCACAUGACAUUAUGAAAACUCUUCAACAAAGUCUCUUCAUGUCAAUGGCAAACUUGGGAGAAGAGCUUGAGAAAAGCGAUGUGUGGCCAGAGGUGAAGGAUUACUUCCACAGCAUUUACUGGAUUUUGAACUACAGACCUGGUGUUGAAAAAGAGCCUCCAAAUUGUGUCGUUGAUGCCCAUUCACUGAUAUUUCAAUGUGACACUGGUCUGCAGUGGCCAAAGUUUGUCAAAGCAAUAACAGAUGCUGUGAUGUCACCAAAUGAAAAUGUCCUAGUGAAUGCUCUGAAAGGAACAGUGAACCUGCUGCAGCAUGUGUAUGGGGAUAUGUACAAAAAUCUGACAGCCACCUAUUUAAAGGAAGAGAUUGAAGGAGGGGAUGCUCUUUCUGCCUACCUGACCAAGUUAAUUCUGAACUUGGAUGGUUUUCUCCAAAAUCUUACUGUUCUGCCUGAUCGAAACAUCUCAGACCCUGCCAUCAUAGGACCCCUCAUCAUUGAGCUGUUAGAGUCUGCCGGUCUUAAGCCACUCCAGCCUCUGCUCUUUAAUAGCAGUUCGGUUAAUGCCUCCACAGUGCUGGAUGCUGUCUUACAGAUAAUUAGGCUCAAUCAACAAAUAUUUACAUUUGGAGAGACAGACACUUCAAUGAAAGGACUGGAGCAGUUGAUUAUGCAGUUCCUAUCUAUGGAGGGCAAUCUGACACUUUCUUUCUCCAACAUUCUGGGACAGAGCCUGCUAGCAUACUCAGCCUCCAUCAACCCCAAGAACGUGUCCUUUAUCACGGAGGUACUUCAUCAGUUCACCAAUCAGACCUUUGAUGAAGCCAUCCUUGAUGUUGUGGAGCUUCUGAAAACACUAAGUGAUUCUCCAAAUGACCUCAGCAAUGUCCUUCUUGGGUACCUUCACCAGCUUAGAAAUGUUGUAACUUCUCUAAUCAGGCUGCAGAGAAUUGAGUAUGUUCUGUCAUCCAAUGGUCAACUAACUGCUGCUCAAGUCACUGACCUUCAGACGGUAUCAAUUAACUUUCUUAACCUCCUUGACCCUGAGAACCCCCAGGGUCUAACUCAGGUUGGACCAGAUGUGGCUCAGGAGCUCAUCAUCCAGAAGUUGCUGGCCUUCCUACCACCCAAUGUCCAGAAGAAUGCUACUGACUUUCUGCAGAAUUUUAAAGCUCUCCAGGAUCAGUUUACCAAAUGUGAAGAAGGCGAGAACUGUCUGCAAGGCAUAUCAGAAAUCCCUACCUUGUUGAACCAGAUAAUAGAGGUCCUUCUAACUGCCAGUGGAGAUGUCACUAUCUCAAUAUCGCCAAACAGCACUGUCCCCUUGCACCUCGAGCAGAAGGAACUUACAACAUUAAUGUUCUCCCUCAUGUUGUCACCAAAUGAUGCAGCCCAUGUAGAAACAUUUAAGCAAACCCUCAAUUUCAUCAAACACAUCAUAGAGAUGGAAAACAUCACCGCAGCUAGUGUCCAGAAUGCUCUAAUGCAGUCAAACCUAACCAGGAAUGAUCUGUUUGAAAUUGCAACACUUCUUGGAGCUUCUAGUCUGGAUGAUUUCAUUGCAAAGAUCUUCAACAUUUACACUGAAAUCAACAAAAACUGUUCUGGUCCUCAGAGUAACCUGACGUCAAACUGUUUUCUAAGCAUAGUGAAUGGUGCCACAAGCUUUCUGACAAACAUACCAGCCCUCAGAAAUGAAACCACACUCCUCUCUUUCAUCCCAGUUAUUGUCAGUGAAACUCUCAGUGAUUUCAACCAAGUGGACCUCAGCUCUGAUCCUGACAUGGCUGUUGUGCAAACUUUAGAAGCCAUUUUGACUAAUAUCAAGUGGAUACUCCAGAUGAACCAACAAAACAGUUCAGACAUCAUGAACGAAAUCACAAUGGUGGACCAUCUGAUAGAGCUGGUCACUGACAGAAAACCAUUUAACAGCUUGAAUAAUACCAUGAGGGACCCACUUUAUGCACAGAAACUCCUCCUUGAGCUUGUGGAUUGGUAUAUUGCAAGGGUUGAAAUGAUCACCAGUAACAGUUCAGUUUCUGAGUACCUUCAUGACUUUUUCUACUUCACCAAGAUUCAGGUGGCAACCCAACUGGCUCAGAUUGAAUUCACCAUGUAUGUGAAUGAGAAAACCCUGUUCUUAGUGAACAGCCUCGAGUACCCAUUGAAUGGCGGAGACAUACGUCUAAUUGGAAAAACAACAAUCGAUAUCAUUCGACAUCUAUUGGUCUUCAUGAACACAACGGUACAGCUUCAGGAUAACAUUCCCGGUUCGGAACAGCUGGAGCCCAUUGGUGCCCAAAUCAGGCUCUACCUUGACCUAAUUGAGAAAUGGAUGGAGCAGCCAAACAUUCCAGAGCUCCUCACUAGUAUGCUCCAGUGGGGAAACUCCUCUAUGUCAACCCCUGUGAGAGACCUGAAUUUCUUGCUGCAGACAAUGUCUCAUUUGCUCAACCACAAUCAGAAAGAAUUCCUCUGGAUUAUAACCAACUUGACAGAGUCUCUCAACAAUGCCUUAACAGUGGCAGAGCAACCAGGUGGCUUACAGAGUGAUGGCUUCAUGUCUGAAAUCUUAACGGCUCUCAACACAGUCAUGCAGAUCCGGGGCCCAAUCGGAGGUCCCCUUCCAUCCAAUAUGCAGCAGGAUAUUCUGGAAAUUGUGAAUGGUUCCCUGAGUCUCAUUGUUAACCAAAACAUGAGUUUUUCUUCAUCACUGAACAUUUCCCUACUCAUCCUAGAGAAAACUGAAAACAUUAUACAACAAACAAUGCUGCAAAACUAUUCAGAAUACCUGCUGCCAAUAGUUAAACUAGUCACCACAUACUUUGAGAGCAUAUCUACAAGCAGCGGGCAAGAUCAGUGGAAUCAAUUAAUUUUGAAUGAAAUGAAGACAAUCCAGAGCAUCCUGCCGCCAAACAGCACAGCACAAUACUAUGUUCAUGUUCUCACCGAGAUCACUGAGUUCAUCUUAUACCCUAACCACGGCAACAUGAGUCUUUGGGAACAUUUUGAGGAUCUAUCAAUGGAAACCUUACCAGAAGCUCUUGGCCAGAUACAGCUGAUGUACCUGGCAGAGCAACCAGGUGGCUUACAGAGUGAUCGCUUUGUGUCUUCAAUCCUAACUACUCUCCACACAGUCAUGCAGAUCCGGGGCCCAAUCGGAGGUCCCCUUCCAUCCAAUGUGCAGCAGGAUAUUCUGGAAAUUGCGAAUGGUUCCCUGACUCUCAUUGUUAACCAAAACAUGAGUUUUGCAUCAUCACUGAAAGUUUCCCUACUGAUCCUAGAGAAAACUGAAAACAUUAUACAACAAACAAUGCUGCAAAACUAUUCAGAAUACCUGCUGCCAAUAGUUAAACUAGUCACUACAUACUUUGAGAGCAUAUCUACAAGCAGCGGGCAAGAUCAGUGGAAUCAAUUAAUUUUGGAUGAAAUGAAGACAAUCCAGAGCAUCCUGCCCCCAAACAGCACAGCACAAUACUAUGUUCAUGUUCUCACCGAGAUCACUGAGUUCAUCUUAUACCCUAACCACGGCAACAUGAGUCUUUGGGAAAGUUUUGAGGGUCUAUCAAUGGAAAACUUACCAGAAGCUUUUGGCCAGUUUACCAAACUUGUGGGGAUGUUUGUGCAACUUGUAACAGAGGGCCCACCUGCUUCAUCUUUUGACAAUUUGAGGCUUAUUGUGCCUGUUUUGGAACAGGUGAUGACUGGGAAUGCAGAUCAACACACAUGGGUCAAACUUGAGCAGAUGCUGAAAACCCUACUUGGUGCCUUUGAAGGACAGGAAACUUGGAACAACUUCUCAUCCAUAAUGCCUCUUUUGGAAAAACUCACCGAAAAUGUGGUCAAGAUCAUGCGAGCAAACAGCGAGAUGCUACAAAGCCUUCAGGUCCCUCUGGUGGCCCUGAUGAGAGACAUUGUAGUGUCUGCGAACCGCAGCCAUCUGAACAUCUCUGAGCUCACAAUGAAAAUGCAGCUUGCAGUUGAAGGGACACUUCAAGCUGCCCAGCAGGCAAAUGGCACUUUGAACUGCAGCGAGGCUCUAAAAGCAUGGCAGCCUGUUGGAGAUGCAGCAGGGGUUAAACUUUCCACAGUUGUUGCGUGGUGUGACUCCAGCCUGCAGCCUGUUUUGGAAGCCUAUGCAGCAUCACAGGCUGAGCUGUCCCACCUGAACAUGAGUCACAUGAGCAUGGAACCAAUAAGUGUGAGCUCCGCAGCUGGCAGGAUGGUCAAAAUAUUACAGUCUCUCUAUCACGUCAGCAUUAACCACACACAUGUGAUAGAGCAGUUCAUCAUGACUCUCUCCAGUGAGCUCCCCCAGCUGACAGGCCUGCAUUUGAGCUACGAGGGACAAAAUUACUGGAACAAGCAGCUCCAGGGCAUGCAGUUGCAGAGCAGUUUGGCUGGGAUUAAAGAACUUUCAGAUGAACUGCUUGAUGUAGCUCCUUUCCUCCAGCCCUACGUUGAAGCUGCAUUCAUAGCAAUGAGCCACAUUCUGGACAACUACCACCUCAAUGAAAGCAGCAGCUCAUCCCAUGAGCUCAUCCAAGAAGCAGCAAUGAUCUUCUUAGCCUCUGCAAACAUCACUUUGAAUGACAUCUACCCUAUGAUGUCAGGAAAUGCUUCUGGAGUUAAUUUGGCUCUUCUCGCUGACACAAUGGAAGAGAUAAUUAAACAGAUCAUGGAAACAAGGGCUUUUGGACAUUCACCUAUGAUUUACCAGGCCAUGGAGCACUUCCUUGCAACGAACAGCUCUUACUUAAUGAUAGAACGUGUAUCUGAGAUGUUCAUGUGGCUGGUCUCAACUGAAGCCUCUCAGCUGGAACUGCUAAGUCAGACUCUUUCCAAGAUGUAUGAAAUUGUCCGAAUUCCUUUAUCUAUUCUGACCAAAGUGAGUGUGGACAUGGAUAUGGAAGUCUACGAGGAGCUAUUCGCAAACAUCUUUGCAGCUUUUAACCACAUUGUUGCCAGUGGUCUUCUGCCCCCAAGUUCCCAAUAUCAUUACGAGUCUGUCGGACACCAUCUAAUGAAUACCCGGCGAAAACGCGACCUGUCGCAGAUGAUGACGAGGGACCCCAUGUCUGACAUCAUUGAUAUGUUCUACAUCGACUACCCAAGCAUGUUUAGAGCGCUUUCUGUAGCCCCAACAACAGCAGAAGUCACAGAGACAGCCCAUGUGUUCUUUUCAAAUCCUGAUCUGAAUGUUGUGAUGAAAGGAACAACGAGUGGCAUGCCAUGGGGCUUUAAUGCCUCACGGGAAGAAACUAUUGAUGCCACCCUUGGAAUGUUCUCCUUCUUCACUCAUCCACAAGUGUUUGAGACGCCAUCAUUGGAUAUCCUGAAAAAUGCAGCAGAGAUCCUUCCAGAGGGUUUGCCGUUUGCCUCAGAGAUAAAAUCUAUUAGCAGGACCCUGGCAAACGAAUCUCCAGAAAACCUGAGACUCAUGCAGGAAGCCGUCCAAACAGCAACCGAGCUCUUUUAUAUCAGCCCAAGUGACCCCAGGUUCACAGAUCAACUAAGCCAACUGAGAUCUGAGGUGUGUGUGUUGGAAAAGACUGAUUCACUGGCCCUUCUCCUGCAUUCACUCUCCAUGAAACCAGGGGAUCUCUGCCAUAAAGUUUUGCCAAGCUUGCAGGUCUUGGCUGAUACCAACAUAACCUCUCUGUCAGAAAUCCUCUUCCAGGCCCUUGUGGGAGAUCCCAGAAGUUACAACCUCCAGUCAGACUGGUCAACUGUGUUGACUGAAGCACUUGGCUUAAACAUCAGUGGCCUGAGUGUGCUCAAUGUUUCAUCUCCAGUGGUUACAUUCGGGGAGAUGCUGAGGAAUAAGGAAGCUUUCAUUCAGGCCGUCCAUGAACACAUGAAUGUGGAUCCUGAAGCACUUCUUGUCCUGAUGGAAACCCCUCUACCAAACAACACAGAGACCCUUUCUUGGCUGGUGAACCUGCGUUACUGUCACCCCUCUGAAUCAGUUAACACAUCAGAGGCGGCCGUUCUGGCGACCUUCUGCACUAUGACUGCUAAAGACUGGUACAAGUUUUCACUGCUGACGGCUGAACAUGUAAACUCAAAGAAGCUUGUUUACAAGGCGGUGUUUUCUGAGGAACUCCAGGGCCUGGUUGGUGUCAUGGCUCAGGUAGCAAAGGUUGCAACCGAAAUGAUGACCAAGAUUGCUCCUGCAGUCAGGCAGUUGGAAAGCUACCUGCUCUCCGUCAAAGAUUUAAAUCUGGAAUCCAGCAGUGAAUUUACAGAAAUGGGAAGAGGAAUGAGACGCAGCAUGUCCACUAAAGCUACGUUUGUGACCCUUUCCCGCGCUCUCUGCAGUAACGGCAUCAUCGCUCUGUUUGGAAUCUCCAAAUUGCCUGAGCUGUCUGAAACAGGACCCUCUUUCCCUGACAACCAAAAGAAGGCUGAGAUGAUUGAGAGGUUCAAGAUCCCAAAGGAUGCCUCUCCCUUUUGCAUGAACAUGUACCUGGACAUGGUCAACACCACAGGAGGAGCCAUCGCCUGGGCCUUCCUGAAACCCAUGCUGAUGGGCCAGAUCCUUUUCACACCCGACACACCAGCCACCAGGGACAUAAUGAAAAAGGCCAAUGCGACCUUGCACGAGUUUGCAAAUCUUAAAAAAUCCUCGGAGGACUGGAUCGAAUCCUCAAAUUACAUCAUAAAGUCAGCCGAAUUACUCAGCUCCACUUUGCCAAUGCUGCAGAAUUCCCUCAGCAACUCCUUUGUGAAGAAUUUCAUUGAGAUGCAGACAGACAUAAAUGUCGACAGCAUAAAGGAGACGCUCAGCAGCUUCUCUAACAUUACAGAGAUGCUUCACAAGAACAAGGAAAUACUUGAUCAAAUCAGCACCUUGUCAAACCUGAUGGUGAAGCUCUCCUCUUGCAUCAAAUUUGACCGUUAUCGUGGUUUUGACUCCGCUGAAGAGCUCAACACUGUGGCGCAAGAGCUCGCCAAAAACCGUGAGCUCUAUGCAAGUGUCAUCUUUAAGACUGAAGAUGCAACUUCAUCCCAACUGCCUCCUAAAGUCAGCUACACCAUCAGAAUGCACAUGGACAAUGUAAUGCGUACAGACAGGGUGCGAAACCCCUACUUUGUGAGGGACAACCACAUCUCGGCCAGCCAUACCAUGCGCUACAACCGAGGGUUCGUCUACCUGCAGGAGAACAUCGACCGUGCAAUCAUUGAAACCCAGGCUGGGCAGAAAGUCACAGAGCCAGCAGUGCAGCUGCAGUCCUUCCCCUAUCCAUGCUAUUUGCGCGACGAGUAUCUGGAGGCCAUCUCUUUUGUCUUCCCUUUAUUGCUGAUGAUACCAUGGGUGUUGUUUGUGGCUGACUUUGUGAAAAAGCUGGUUCAGGAGAGAGAGCUGAGGCUGCAUGAGUACAUGAAAAUGAUGGGUGUGAAUCCAAUCAGCCAUUUCUUUGCCUGGUUCCUGGAGUGCGCCUCCUUCCUGCUUGUGACCAUCAUCAUCCUAACAGUGGUGCUGAAGUGUGGAAACAUCCUGCCCAAAAGCGACGGCUUCCUCAUCUUCCUCUACAUCUGUGACUUUGGGCUGAGCAUCCUUUCCUUCUGCUACCUGAUCAGCUCCUUCUUCGACAAGACCUACAUCGCUGGCCUAAGCGGAAGCCUUAUCUACAUCCUCAGCUUCUUCCCUUUCAUCGUAGUCAUGUCCAUGGAGACUAAUCUAAACUUUUCCCAGAAGAGCGCUUUGAGUUUGUUUUCGCCGACCUGUUUCAGCUACGCCAGUCAAUACAUUUCCCGCUAUGAGGCCCAAGGAGAAGGAAUUCAGUGGAGCAACUCUUACAGCUCUCCCAUAGCUGGAGACACAGCAACAUUUGGCUGGCUGUGCUGGCUCCUGCUUAUUGACUCUAUUCUGUACUUCCUCAUCGGAGCGUACAUCAGAAUGGUCUUCCCAGGAAAAUAUGGCAUCCCAGCUCCAUGGUAUUUCCCCUUCCAGCUCUCCUUUUGGACCAACCUGUGCAGUAGCUUGCAGACCAACACCAAUACAGGCAAAGGACUCCUAUUCUCCAACAUCAUGCAGGACAACCAGCCUGUAUUUGCAGAUGGUAAAGGAAAAGGCAAAAACAGCCUUUCUUACCAGUCUGGGGAGGACUUCUCUGAGCUUCCAGUGGGAGUUUCACUUCAUGGUCUCACCAAGUUGUAUGAUGACCAGGCAGCUAUUCAAAACCUUAAUGUCAACUUCCAUGAGGGCCAUGUCACCUCACUGCUUGGUCACAACGGUGCUGGCAAGACAACUACCAUGUCCCUUCUGACUGGCCUAUAUCCCCCAACAUCGGGCUCUAUUGAGGUGUAUGGCAAAGACAUGCAGAGAAACAUGGAGAAAGUUCGCAGAGAGCUGGGGGUCUGCAUGCAAUAUGAUGUCCUCUUUGACUACAUGACUGUUAAGGAACACCUGCUGCUGUACGGCCAGAUCAAGGCUCCACACUGGUCACAAAGAGAGCUACGAGAACAAGUCCGCACCAUCCUCGGGGAGUCAGACAUGUACGCUCACCGACACAAGCGGGCAGACACCCUGUCAGGUGGCAUGAGGCGCAAGCUCUCAAUCUCCAUCGCCUUCAUCGGUGGCUCUCGCUUGGUGGUUCUGGAUGAGCCUACAACAGGAGUGGAUCCCUGCUCCAGACGCAGCAUAUGGGACAUCAUUAUUCAGCAUAAGAAGAACCGGACCAUUAUUAUGUCCACCCACCACCUGGACGAGGCUGAAGUGGUAAGUGACCGAAUCGCCUUCCUGGAGAGAGGUGGAUUGAAAUGCUGCGGAUCACCCUUCUACUUGAAAGACAAGCUGGGUCAAGGCUACAAGCUCACCCUCACCAAGAAGAUCCAAAGCCCAGAGGCCGAGCGCGUUGACGGUGCUGACCUGAAGGCCUUCAUCCAAGCUCAUCUUCCUGAAGCAAGACUAAAAGAAACCCAGCGGGGUGAUGUGGUCUACUCUCUGCCCCCCUUCACUUCUUCCAACGCCUCUUCAUAUCGCUCCCUCCUGACAGCACUUGAUGCAAACCUGGACAAUCUUCAGCUUGGAGGCUAUGGCGUGUCUGACACCACACUGGAAGAGGUGUUCCUCCAGCUAACUAACGGAGGUCCCGAAGGCGAGUACCAGCCCCUCUCUAUCUCUGAGACGGUUUCUGACACUUCUUCUAUCGACAGCAUCCCAUCAGACUCCAACGACAGCAGCUGCAACCUUGGUGACAAGAUCAAGCUUACCAGUUCAUCCACUCUGUCAGGCAUGGCCCUGGCAUGGCAGCAGCUAACAGCCAUGUUGAUAAAGAGGUUCCAUCACAGCCGGAGAGACUGGAAGGGUCUGAUCGCCCAGAUUCUGCUUCCUGUUCUCUUUGUAACAGUUGCUAUGGCCCUGGGCUCCAUCAAGAGCGACUUGCAGCAUUACCCUGAGAUGGAGCUGAGCCCUGCUCUCUACAACAUCGGACCAAGCUACUCUUUCUUCAGUAACCAGAAUCCCAGAUCAAGCCAUCUGGUGGACACCAUGAUGUCAUUCCCAGGGAUCGAUAACGCCUGCCUCGACAACUCUGAUAACCAGGUCUGCACAAGGAGCACAAACAACUGGAGCUCCAGAGGGAACAUAUCCAAACCAUUUAGUGUGUGUAAAUGCAACCAACAGGAACAGAUAUGCAAUAAGAACAACUCUCAGCCUCCCUACAAGAAGGCCCCCUCGUCUCAGAUCGUCUAUAAUCUGACUGGCUUUAAUGUGGAGAACUACCUGGUGGCUACAGCUAAUGACUUCAUCAGGAACCGGUAUGGCGGUUUUGCUUUUGGCAUGCCACUCCCACCUGACUUACGAAUGGACCUUAAGACUGUUCCCAACAACCGCACACUGUCUAAGGUCUGGUUCAACCCUGAGGGGCACCACACAAUGCCGGCAUACUUAAACAGCCUCAACAAUUUGAUCCUGCGUUCCAAUAUUCCAGCAGACAAAGAUCCACAGAAAUAUGCAAUUUCAGUCUCCAGCCACCCCUACUUUGGCCGAAUGGAUGAUGAAGACACGAUCGUCGAGGGAAUGCUCCAGAUUUUGGUGGCCAUGUGUAUACUGACAGGAUUUUCAAUUACGACAGCCAGUUUUGCUAUCUACGAAGUCAGUGAGCACAGGAGUGGCUCCAAGAGGCUCCAGCACAUUGCCGGCAUCAGCGAGCCCUUCUACUGGGCUGUGAACUUUUUCUAUGACAUGGUCAUCUAUUUGAUCCCAGUGACUCUGACUAUUUGUGUGAUCGCUGCCUUCCAAAUUCCAGCUUUUACGGAUCGACAAAAUUUAGGUGCCAUCAGCCUACUUCUUGUGCUCUUUGGGUUCGCCACAUUCCCCUGGAUGUAUCUGUUAGCAGGGCUCUUUAAAGAUGUAGAAAAAGCCUUCAUCGCCUAUGUGUGCAUCAACCUCUUCCUCAGCAUCAACACCAUCAUUUGCACCUCCAUUCUCUACUUUUUGGGACAAAUAUCAAGCCAGAAUUCUGAGGUCAUUCAUGAGAUACUGAAGAAGCUGAACCACGCAUUCCUCAUCUUCCCUCAGUUCAACUUUGGGAACGGACUAAUGGAGCUGGCCAGGACAAACAUCGAGGUCCAGAUUCUAAAUGGCUAUGGAAUCGAUGCCUACAAAAAUCCAUUCUCCACAGAGAGCUUGGGAUGGAUGUUCAUAUCUUCCUUCAUCCAAGGCGUUUUCUUCUUCACCCUGCGCCUCCUGCUCAACAGGCGUUUCGUACGCAAAGUCAGGCAUCUAAUCUUGGGAAGAAAGACCCUGCCUCAGGAUGCUCUAGAAGAAGAUGAUGAGGAUGUGGCGACAGAGCAUCUUCGAGUGGCCAGCGGAGCAGCCAGCUCCGACCUGCUGCAGAUCAACCAGCUCACUAAAAUCUAUCAACACCUCAAUAAGAAGGUGCCUGCUGUCAAGAGCUUGUCUGUGGGCAUCCCUGCUGGAGAGUGCUUUGGCCUCCUUGGGGUGAAUGGGGCAGGAAAAACAACCACCUUCAAGAUGCUGACUGGAGAUGUGAGCCCAACUGAUGGCUCUGCACAGAUCAGGGACAGCGAAGGGCGCUUGGUAGACAUCAUGGAGUGCCGUGACAAGGGAAUUAACAUUGGCUACUGUCCCCAAGUGGAUGCUCUUGACGAACUGCUCACUGGAGAAGAACAUUUGUACUUCUAUUCCCGCAUUCACGGCAUCUCAAAGAGGGAGAUAGCUGGGGUGGUGAACUACCUUCUGAAGAGGCUGGAGCUGAAUUACCACAGAAACAUCAUUACUGACCAAUACAGCUGUGGAACCCGCAGAAAGCUCUCCACUGCUCUGGCUCUCAUCGGACAUCCACAAAUCCUGCUCCUGGAUGAGCCAAGCUCUGGCAUGGAUCCACGCACCAAGCGUCAUCUGUGGAAGAUAAUCACAGAAGAAGUGAGGGGCAAAUGCGCAGUUGUCCUCACCUCUCACAGCAUGGAGGAGUGUGAGGCGCUCUGCAGCCGUCUUGCCAUCAUGGUGAAAGGUCAGUUCCGAUGCCUGGGCUCCCUGCAGCACAUCAAGAACAGGUUUGGCAGCGGGUUCACAGUGAAGAUGUACUUGGCCGAGCCCUCAUGUGAUUCAGAGGAAAUCACUGCUUUCAUGCAGCGCAGAUUCCCCACCACAUACCUCAAGGACCAGCACUCUGCCAUGGUGGAAUACCACGUACCAAACGCUCCUGGAGGGGUUGCUGACAUCUUCAGCCAGCUUGAGUCCAACAAGCAUGCACUGAGAAUCAAACACUUCGCUGUGAGCCAGACCACACUGGAUGAGGUCUUCAUCAAUUUUGCCAUGGGAAACAUUGGCAUGGAAACCAUACCGAUUCACAAUGAAGACCAGUUCGAAGACCUGGACUCAAUUAAAGCUGUAAAAACAUAGACCUGAUCAUUCCAAAUUAAUAAAGUAAUUUAACCAAAUUUAAAUCUAUUUCUUAAAAGACUGAUCAAUUUAAGGUUAAAUGAACUGUUUCUAUAUCCCAACCUUUAAUUAUUUUAAAAAGCAUUACUUGCACUGUUAUUUACACAUGACUUGAAUAAGUUGACAAACUGAUCAUGUGCUAUUUACUGCUUUUCUUUGUUUACUCCCGAUGUAACAGAUCACAAUAUUCAUGCAAUUAAAUUAUUCUUUUUGUGAUUGGGCAUCUAGAAUUGCUUUUCAAAAAUGGGUAUUCAUCAAUAUAAUUCUUAAAUGUACAAACAUAAUGUACAUAAUGGAGCAAUGCUUUGAUUGCAUGCCCCAAUGUAUCACAUUUUAAUAUCUAGGUAAAUAUAAUUGUCAGUACUAGGUGAUACUAAAAGGAAAUUAUAUGUACUCACUGUUUGAAAAAAAAUUUUUUUCUACUUCUUAAACCCUCUAGGGAUAUAAUUGCUUUAUUAGCUCUUCUAAAUAUUAACCAGUCUCUAUUUGAACACUUGAACUGUAAUCUUGGAUGUGUUGAUUAUGUUUUUUAAUCAAAAUAAAAUUUUCAAGUGCUGUUGCAUAAAUGA